GGGUGGCCGCGGCAAGGGGGGUUGGCAGCCGCGUGCCCCAUACCAGCCGUACCAGCCGCCCUCCGGAGGUGGUGGCUUCGGAGGCUUCGCCUCCAUCACGAACCAGUUCAACGACAUGAUGGGGAGCCUGGCGGCGCUGGGCCAGAUGGCAGAGAUCGGCACGGCGCUCUCCCGCCUCCACCAGGGCGGGUCGCUCCCGCAGAGCGGAGGCCAGCAGCCUCAGCCAUCUCCGGCGGCUGCUCCGGCCCCUCAGGUGGGCACGCGCGAGGUGGCCGAGGCCCUCACGGGCAUGCUCUCGGACGUGCAGCGCGACGAGCAGCAGCGGAACAGGGAGGGCGACUCACGCUUGACCACAACGAUCCGCAGGCUCCAGGACUUCGUCGGACCUGACCCGCGGCAGCCUCGGUGUGCCACCAGCG
Molecule: messenger RNA, 419 nt
Organism: Prorocentrum cordatum
Lineage: Eukaryota; Dinophyceae; Prorocentrales; Prorocentraceae
Source: the annotation of a GenBank genome assembly